Molecule: messenger RNA, 5525 nt
Organism: Porites evermanni
Lineage: Eukaryota; Metazoa; Cnidaria; Anthozoa; Scleractinia; Poritidae
Source: the annotation of a GenBank genome assembly
AUGGUCGAAAGCGGGAAAGAAAAGUCAGACAUUUUCACGACUGAAACAGAAGGAAACGCUUCGCUAAAGCGCAAAAUAAACUCUGAGGGGGACUUCGAAGGUUAUGGAUUUGGAUACAAUGGUUUUAUGCAACUAGGUGGGCAUAUUUUUGAAGGUGACCAAGAGCCUCCACAGAACUCUUGUAAGCUUAUUUCCAAGUCGUCAUUAUUAUAUCCCUUGGCUUUGAAUGUCCCCCGUGUUAGUAUAGUGGCAUCCUGGUCUACCACCUUUUUUGUAAAAGGUAGGUACGCAGUUUUAUUUGGUCGUGAGCUUGGAAAGUGUUCCAUUAUUUAUAAUAUACCUCUCAAGGUUUGAUGAUAAGUCACUUGCGUGUUAUUUUAGUAUCUAUUUUACCCGAAAAGAAACAGCAGUGUCCUAUAUACACAGGGCACUGUAGUUCCUUUAUUUAUAGCCUACAGUUUUCUUACUGGGCCACCUGUUUAACACAACCCUCUUUAAAAUAAUAGUUGACUCACCAUUCUUUCAUUUCAAUAAGCCACUAUAUAGCCUGCGAGAGCAUCUGGUUUUUUCGGCUCAAGUUUCUAGUUUCACCCGCCUAGAAGGAACGGUUUUUCUCAGCAAGUGAAACUAGAAACUUGAGCAGAAAAAGACAGACGAUCUCACAGGCUAGCCAGUAUAGUCCUUUCCCGCGAAGCGCAGAUGUAUUUCCGGUCGUCUGUUGCUUCGCUCCCUUAGAGGGAGAGGAGUGAGGACAGGAGAUACGUGUGUGCUUCGCAGACUUGUUUAGUCCAGGGGCACUAAAAAUAUUAGUCUCCUAGCGGCUAAGUAGAGGAAUUGCAGUAGGUUUUUUUCCCCUCUGGUUUUGUCCUAUAAAAUGCAAAUUCAGGGUGUCAGACCACAGGUUACCCAGGCUCACUGUUUGUUUCAAGUAUGGGUUUCAUAACAUGAGUAAAUGUAGAGAACAUAUGGGGCGAAGUUUAGGUCUACAUAGUAAAGGAAUGAUGAAGGAGAUUAUUUUUUGCCGAAACUUCAUGUACAUGUAUAUAUUGAGGACAACAACAAUUUGCCACAUGGUAAGUUUCAUCGAUUCUUAUUUCCAUUUUCUAGCAAAUCUCCAGACCUAAACUUCGCCCCAUGAAACCCAUAUGUGACAAAAACAGUGAGCCUGGGUCACCUGUGGUCAGAGCCUUCAGUCAGUAGUGCCCUGAGUACUUACCCCUCCCCCCUAACCCCCUAAAGAACUGUGUGAUCCCAUGGUUUUGGCUAUAAAUACAGCAUUUGUCUUCCCUAAAACUAGUUAACGGUCAAUAAUCAUACUGUACACAUCAUUUAAGAUGACAAUCGCAAGGUUGAAGUAUAGAGAAUGUCAGGAAAAUAGACUGUUCUUGGAAAUUGUUUGCCACUUAUAUACCCUGUCUGUGGCAUUGUCAAGUUCAAAGUCCUUUUGAUAAUGUUGAUAAUGUUAGCUGAAUAUAGCUGUUAGAGGGCAAAAUUAAAUUCAGGUUAAAAUUUUUUGAGCAAGGUUGAUUCUCCUAUCCCUAUUUCAUGAACAAUUAGGGCUAGAGGACAAAGGAAAUUAAGAAUCAACCUAGGUUGAAACAUUUAAAGCUGAUCAUAGUUUUGACCUGCAAUGUGGCCACUUUAGCUGUUUGGCAGCAUAGAACUAACAGGUUUAUAAUCAUGUCACCAGAAAAUGAUCUUACACGCUCAAAACGGCACAAACUGAUUGAGACCUUUCCUCACUUUAUGAUACAUUAAGCGCAACAAAUAUACAUAUUUAAAGCUCUUUAACUCAAAGUAACACAGCUUGCAUCUAAGUGAGAUCUAUAACUCUGUGACUUGACUGGACUCAACAGAAUUAAUCUCAAUGUAUACUACGAGAUGUGUCAAAAUAAUUAUCUUUAGUUUCACAUGGUUGCCAGAAUACCAUCUAAUUUCAAAAAUUAUAAUCUAUUAUCUAUAAGAAAAUGGGACAGUCCAAACUAUGGGGUGGAUUCCUGGAACAAAAGAAGGUGGUGAAGUACAGAAUCUCCUCCCAGAUUAUUUUGUCACAGAUGCAUGCUGUAGUUGGAGACGACUUGCAUUUCUGACGAGUGAGGGCGAAUGUGUUCUUUGGAGUGACUACACCAAUGAACAGUCACAUCCAAGAAAAUUUGAGGCCGGUAACAGAAAAUUUAAGGCUGCAGGAUGCUUAGAAUCGAGCUGCAUACUUCUAUCAGGCAAGUUUUACUUCACGCUUAGAAUAUCAAGGAUAAGGAUCAUUCUCUGAAAUACCUGGAAACAUACAUAUUGUACAGAAAUCAGACUGCCAUCAAUACAAUGUUUUUUGCUCAUUUUAAGUUACCUGUUCAAGUGUCUACCAGUAUAUAUUACUGUAGAUUUUGCCAUGCAUGAUUUUAAUCCCUUAUUACAGAAUAAUUGCAUAUGCUUUUAUCAAUUAACUAACAUCGUGUAGCACCUGAAGGAACUCCUUUAGAAAAUGCACAACUCACCUUUUUUUAAUCAGUUCAACCCUGAAUGACAAUAUUAUUUUUGCGGUGGGUGUGUCCUUUUGAUUGUACGUGUAUUGUACAUUGUACUUCUUCAAUCUGCAAAGUUUUUCCCGUCUCAAGUUAGACAUAUCUGUUGUACAGAUGAUGGCCAAGCUGGUUAUGUAUUACAUGAACAAGACCAGAAUGCCACCAAAGAUUUAAACAAAUCAGCUUCAAUGAUCUUUAAACCAAUGGACCUGUUGAAACAGAUGACAUCAAUUGCUUGUGGGAAGGAACAUGAACUGCUUUUGUCUUCAUCAGGGGAAGUUUACAGUCUUGGCAAUGGAAGGUAGAUAGCUAGGGUCUGAAAUUUUUUUUUCAAUACAGGGGCCAUCUGACAAUGUACUGUGUAAUAAAAUUUUUUGGUCGCCAGUUGGCAUAAAGUGGUUGCCAGAAAAUUUCCCCUUUCUUUAAUACCAUAGGAAAGAAAAGAAUGCUUUGUACAUUUUAAAUGCUCUUGUAAAAACAGGCCUACUGUACUCUGGUGAUGGUAUAAUUUUGUGUGUGGGUAUAAAACUGUUUGCAGUUGUAUUUGCAGUCACUUGUUUUUGUGAGUGGGGAUUUUAAUCUUUUCCAGUGUGGACAUUCAGUGCGUCUCUUUUUUGUUUUGUUUUUUUAAUUUUUAUCCAAGUUAAGCUACUGCAAAUUAUCACUGGUGUAAUAAAUUAAUUAUUUGGAUUUGUUUUAAGUUGUCUUUUACAUACUUUGUUACAAACGACUACAGUAAACACCCGCAUAUCACAACCAUGAUUUUGGGCAUCAGGCUGAUUAAGUUCUGGCAUCUUCUUUCUUAUUUUGUACCUCAACAUGUUUUAUUUUAUCAGGCUGAAUUCUUUGUUAUUUAAUAUUCAUGUAUAAUUAUACAUUUAUAUAAUCAAUUAUUAUGGUCAGCUUUUAUUUAUUGGCCAAUUUUCAGCCUGAUGUUCUUAAUCCACUUGCUCUUAUAUGUACUUAAAAUAUUUACACACAGUAGAGGACAACUUGGACGUGGUUUAAUCGUUGAAGAGCAAAGUGCUGCAGUUAUUCAAGCCCUGGAGGGAAUCAAGAUUCAGUUUAUAUCUGCAGGUGGUUGGCAUUCUGCAGCAAUAAGUAGUAAGAGUGGAUUUCAUUAAUUUUUUCAAAUGUUUUCUUCUCUUAAUUGCACAGUUAUUUAUAUCUAUUUAAUAUUUCAGUCAGGGAUUACUGGUCAUACCGUAGUUAGUAGAUCGAGGAGACUGGUUAUGAAAGGUGGCAAACAACAAAGAUAGAAACAACGGUGCUGCAGUUUCCUUGAUCUUUUGUUGUCUGUUCACAAAUUGUGACUGAAUGAACUGAUGCGACAUUUUAAUUGGUCAAUAAAAUUAGCCUGGGAGCAAGCUCUCCAGGGCGCUCUGGCAGUGUGGCAGGAAAAGGAAGGAGAGCUUGCAAUUAUAUCUCUGGAAUUUGAAUUCCACCUCCAAUUCCCCUGUGGCUCCCCGUCGACUGAGCUGUCAGAUUUCCUCCAAUCAGUGCGAAGUGAGAACGAGCGCGAAUGUAAACAAACAUUUAAAACCACUUGCCAAGGGUAAUGACGUCAUCACAAAUGUCAUCCAAUCAGCAUUUCGCAUCAACUUUUUCGAUGCAGAUAGUCAAAUUCCAGAGACCAGUAAGUAGUUGCAAGCUCUCCUUCCUUUUCCCACCUCACCGCCAGAGUGCCCUAGAGAGCUUGUUCACAAGCUGCGAUAAUACCAAAAUGAUAGGGAUGCUUUUGAACAUUGUGCAUCAUCAGGUCCACAAAUGCAAUAACAAAGAGGUCUGACUGGCUUCAUAGCCAUUCCACUCCAUUUACAUGGUUGUACAUGUAGAGCAGUCCCACACUCAUGGUUUGGAUUAUUUUAGACUGGGUUUCAACUAUCAGAGAACAUUAUUUUGAAUGGAGUAACAAAUUCUUAUUGUUGGGUUCCAAAUUCCCAUUAUUCUAAUUUGUAUUCUACUUACAUUGUAACAUUGCCUGUUCCUUAGGCCUUUCUUCUUUAUAUCUCUUUGUUGUAUUUUUUAGUUUCCUUAAACAUGUAUUUCUAUGAGGAUGACUUGUUUAUGACUAGAGCAAUGGUAUCAAAGCAGCUGUUUAAAUGCAGCUUUUUAGCCUCUGAGAAAACUUAAACUGUUUGUCGAAAUGUUCACUUUAAAAUCACCCAGUCUUUCGUCUUUUCCCACCCCACCCUCAAACUUUUUAUGGUCGGCUUCUUACUGUUACCCCUUACUAUUAAAGGUACUAAGAAAUAAUAAAAUAAGACAAAUCAAAAACAUAAAAAAUAAAUAUCUGAAUAGUGAAUUUGAUCUUCAUCUUCAUCCAGAUCUUACUGGCAAAAUACACUAGUGACUGUGUGCGUGUGAUCGUGAGACUCCGUGUCUGAAUGUCUCGUAUCACUUUCAGAACUCAUUAUUCUUGUUUUAUCUUGAGAUGUUUACAUUCAAGCUUUAGCUACUUUCCUUUGAUUUGUGCUUUUUUAACUAAAAGAGGUCAGGGAAAACUCAAAAAAAUCUCCACACACUGCUUGGGAAAUCUGCUUGCCGUGAAACGGAAUGUCCUGAAAUGACGUCGCAAUCAUUCCCAAAAUGUGAUAUGGAGAGAGAUUGUAUCGUUUGUACCCCACUGGAAGUGAAAUUUCGCGUUUUUGGUUGGUCAGACAAUAUUUCCUUAUCAGUACAACGUGUUAAGAUUCUAUCACCAAAUAAAAAAAAUUGUCACAUACACUUUAAAGGCCCAACACAUGUUUCAUUCACAUUGUGUUUUGUUUAUUGAUCUACUGUUUAAUAGAAAGUGGUGAUCUUUACAUGUGGGGAUGGAACGAGACAGGACAGCUGGGUUUGUCUGUCAAUCAUGAUGACACUGAUGAUGACAGGCAGACAGCAACUAGUGGAAAAGUUCCAUGUCAGACCUUCUCUGUCCCUGUGGACUUUCCUGGUGAUUUAGAUGUUAUGACAGUUAGCUGUGGAUCAAGACACACUGCUGCAAUAGCUGGUACAUCAAGC